UCGCAGUGAGAAUGAAUCGUUUGCUAUGGACUGCGGUGGCGCUGGUCGCCUUGAGUGCCUGCUGCCAGGGACAUCCGGACAUCGAAUUCCCCUUCGGCCGGAUCGUCAACGGCGUGAACACGACAAUCGAUAAGCACCCCUAUCAAGUGUCGAUCCAGACGAUCAAGAGCGGCUCCCACUUCUGCGGCGGAAGUCUGAUCGAUUCGAUCACCGUCGUGACCGCCGCCCACUGCAUGCAGUCCUAUGCAGCCAGCGAGAUUCAGGUCCGUCUGGGAUCCACGUACAGGAACUCCGGCGGUGAGGUGGUCAGCGUGAGGGCCUUCAAGUACCACGAGGGCUACAACAGCACGCUGAUGAUCAACGAUGUGGCCAUCAUCAAGCUGAGCACUCCCGUUCGCCAGACCUCCCUGAUCCGGGCCAUCGAACUGGCAAAGGAGGAGCCCGUCAGUGGAGAAAAGGCCGUGGUUUCCGGCUGGGGCACCACCUGCUUCCUCUUGUGCUCCUCCCCGAAUUACCUUUUAGAGGUGGAGGUGGAACUUCUGCAUAAGAGGGACUGUGGCAGUAGCACCUAUAAUUACGGAGACUCGAUCGGUGAUACCAUGGUCUGUGCCGCCGGCACCGACGUGAAGGCUGACGCCUGCCAGGGUGACUCCGGCGGUCCCCUGGUGUCCAACGGCCUGCUGGUCGGCAUCGUGUCCUGGGGCAACGGAUGCGCUUGGACCGGCUACCCGGGCGUCUAUGCCAGUGUCAGCGAGCUCUGGCUGUGGAUCGUUGAGAACAGUGCAUCGUUGUAGACAGAAUGAAUAAAUGGAAGAGUAUUUUU
Molecule: messenger RNA, 823 nt
Organism: Drosophila takahashii
Lineage: Eukaryota; Metazoa; Arthropoda; Insecta; Diptera; Drosophilidae
Product: trypsin-like
Biological process (GO): plasminogen activation; smooth muscle cell migration
Molecular function (GO): serine-type endopeptidase activity
Source: RefSeq, a predicted model, not a curated record